GGCUUGCAAUCGUCUCGCUAAGCUCCUCGGACUCGAUUUUGCUUCUCUUGCGCCCACUCUUCUCGACCUGUUCACCACACCUCGCAGCCUUCACUUCCGCCUGAAAUACUACGCGGGACCAUGUGGACCAUCGAGGUAUCGGCUGCGGUCCUCUCCAUGCGCCUGCGAUGAACAUUCCUUCCCUCGAGCUCCCUCUGGGCGCUUUCGCCUCAUUGGACUCGCCCAAGACUGCCUCGAGUGCAACGCGUGCUCAUUACUCGCCGCCAUGGGCGAACACUUCCAUCAUCGGUGUGGCCGGUAGCUCAGGCUCUGGCAAGACAUCAUUGUCUAUGGCCAUCAUCAGAGAGCUGAGCUUGCCAUGGGUCGUCGUUAUGUCGAUGGACAGCUACUACAAGCCUCUCACCGAGGAGCAGUCGGCAGCUGCUUUCAGGAACGAGUACGACUUUGACGCUCCCGAGGCUAUUGACUUCGACAAGUUGGUGGAGAACCUGCGAGACAUCAAGGCUGGCAAGAAGACCGACAUCCCCGUCUACUCUUUCGAGAAGCAUGCUCGCGUGGACAAGACAAACACCAUAUAUUCGCCGCAUGUCCUGGUGUUGGAAGGCAUCUUUGCACUUCACGAUCAACGCAUUCUCGACUUGCUUGAUCUCCGCAUCUUCACUGAAGCGGAUGCUGAUUUGUGUCUCUCUCGACGUGUCCUCCGCGAUGUUCGCGAGCGCGGUCGAGAUAUCGAAGGCUGCAUCAAGCAGUGGUUCAGCUUCGUCAAGCCCAACUUCCACAAAUAUGUGGAGCCACAGCGAAACGUCGCAGACCUCAUCGUGCCUCGUGGCAUCGAGAACAAGGUGGCCAUAAGUAUGGUAUCCGAUCGCAUCCACAAGACACUCGAUGAAAAGUCUCGCCAGCAUCAGCUUGACCUGCAACGUCUGGGUCAGGUCUCCGGAGACGCAACUCUGUCUUCCAACGUGGAAAUGCUGGAGCACACCAACCAAGUCCGCGGCAUCAACACCAUUCUUAUGAAUCCUGCUCUCGAGCGUGAGGACUUUAUCUUCUACUUUGAUCGUCUAGCAGUCAUGCUUGUCGAGCAGGCAUUCGCGGCUGGAAUGUGCUACCGGCAGCAGGUAGUCAACACUCCCGUUCCCGGUGAAAUCUACAACGGCCUCACCGUCGAUGGCGCGGUCUCCGCUGUCGUCAUCUUGCGAGGUGGCGCGUGUCUCGAGACUGGUCUGAAGCGCGUGGUUCCCGAUUGUCGUAUCGGCCGCAUGCUGAUCCAGACCAACUUCCGCACAGGCGAGCCGGAGCUGCACUACUUCAAACUCAGUCCGGACGUGGAGACCCAUAAGAGGGUCCUGCUCAUGGAUCCACAGAUGAGCAGUGGCGGCGCCGCUCUUAUGGCUGUCCGUGUCUUGCUCGACCAUGGCGUCAAGGAAAGCCACAUCGUCUUCGUCACUUACAUGGCUGGCAAGGAUGGCUUGAACAGGCUCAUGAACGUGUAUCCGGAGAUCAAAGUGGUGGUUUGCAGGAUCGUUGGCGACACGGAGCCCAGGUGGGUCGAGCAGAGGUACCUUGGCUGCUAAUGUAGUGGUAGCGUGAACCUGCGACCUGCUUUGGGUAUCAGCAAUGACUAUUCUCCAUCGAUCGGAAAGUUUCCAGCGACUCGCAGUCGUCCGUUGUUCUGUAGUUGGAAGAUACUAGCGCACUGUGGCAGCUCAUCGGCGCCAAGCCAUUCCCGCUCCGCUCACUCGUCCCUUGUACAAAUAGCCACUGCUUCCAAAACGACUCCAAAGU
Molecule: messenger RNA, 1785 nt
Organism: Cercospora beticola
Lineage: Eukaryota; Fungi; Ascomycota; Dothideomycetes; Mycosphaerellales; Mycosphaerellaceae
Product: uridine kinase family protein
Biological process (GO): pyrimidine-containing compound salvage
Cellular component (GO): cytoplasm
Molecular function (GO): uridine kinase activity; ATP binding; ATP hydrolysis activity
Source: RefSeq, a predicted model, not a curated record